AUGCAGUUCACAGUACCUCAAGAAAAAGGAUGGGAAGUUUUUACAGAAAUCGAGAGUGAAGAAACCAUAAUACCACGUACUAUAAAAAUUACCAAAGCACCACAUAAAGAAAAGGAAGAAGAUGAUGAGGAUGAGAAACCAACAGAGGCGAAACAAACUAAAAAGCCUAAAGAAGAAGAUGAUGAUGAAGGUCCAGAGUAUGAACGAGACUUUCAAAGAGAAAUCAGAAUUGGACGCAAAAGGAAAGGCAAAAAAAUUGGUGAAGAGGUUUCAAUAAAAUUACCUAAACAAGUUCGGAAGUCAAGUAAUUUACAUUAUUCUUCACCACAUAAUUUAUUAAUAAUUCCUUUAUCAUUAAUAUGUGUUUAA
This is a messenger RNA of Schistosoma intercalatum, 369 nucleotides long. Lineage: Eukaryota; Metazoa; Platyhelminthes; Trematoda; Strigeidida; Schistosomatidae. The record is from the annotation of a GenBank genome assembly.